AUGUGCUGCGGAUGCGGACCCUGUGGACCCAAGUGCUGUGCCCCAAGCUGUUGCGAAUGCUGCUGCGUUGAGAUGUGCUGUUCUCCCUGCACUCCGGCAUACCUCCAAUGCACCCAUUUCCCAUGCGGCCCAUGCGGCUCAUGUUGCUAGGACAACUUCAACCAAAAAAGCUGAGAUAACUACCUCAUUCAUACAAUCAUCGUAAAACUGAACCUUAAUUCUAAAAAAAACUUCGCAUGUAAACUUCAUUGGAAUAAAAGAAACAAAUGUUUAUAAGAACAAAUCUAUUUUUGAAUUGGUUUAUAUAUUUUGGAAUUGGGAGAUAAAUCGGUUUUAAGGAAUAAUACCUAAGGCUAGUCAUAUAUAAGGAUAAUAAAGAUACCGAUGAUUCUUUUUAUGAGGAAGUCUCUGUAACUAUCAAAGUAGGCCUAUUAAAUGUAGGUAGCAAGUUGCCUAUUAAUUUAAAACAAAAUCAAAGGAGUCUUUGCGUUUUAGCUUAUUUCCUUGUCAAUGAAAUCUAAAAUGUAUUUCAUUUCUCAUCUAAAUUUCAACACGUAAAGUGUAUUUGUUUUUUGUUCUCGGAAAAUAAAUCUUCGCCGCCAUGUGUUGCCCGAGUCGUUACUACAGGAGCACCCCAUGCGUCCAGUGCUGCCUAAUCGAUUGUAGCUACUGUUGCCCCCGAUCCCAAUGCGGAGGUCCUUGCUGUACCACCGUAUUUCCUUCUCCGGGUUGUUGUGGGGGUUGUUGCGGUCCCUGUUAAUACCUGGGCAACAAAAAAUAUUAAACAUCUCAUGACGAGCGGAUGCCAAAAAUAAAGUAGUCUGUCUAUGAAUUUUAUCUGUCAAAUUUUUGGAACCUGACGACGAAUCCCAUAUGGAAAAUUCAGUCCGACCCCGAGCCUUGAUGUGAACACAACAAAAUACAAAUAAAUAGAAAACAUUUUCAAUAGCUAACAUCUUUUGAAAAUAAGAUAUUUUUUGUGAACAUCAAGCUCGCUGUUGGAUCGGAAGACUCGCUCCAUUCGGGAUAUUUUGAUUUCAACUUCAGUGAUCUCAUAACCGAUCGCCACGAUGUGCUGCAAUCCCGGAGGCUGCUGUAAUCUUCCCACAUGCAUUCAGUGUACCAACUUUUGCUUCAACUGCUGGACGGGCACGGCUGCUAUACCUUGCACCCGCAAAAUUUGCGUUCCUGGCUGUUUCUGCGGGCCAUGUUGUUAACCUGUGAUCCUCCUACGAGCAUCCAGUGCACCAACUUUUGGGUCAACUGCAGCACAGGCCCGGGUGCAACAAUCUUAACCCGAAAAAUUGGCAUUCUGGGUGUUCCGGUUGGUUACGUUGAGGUCACGGAAGCAUAAAGACUCGCUUUCGGUAUGGGAGACACGCAACGACCGGGAAAUUUUAGUGUCAACAUCCAUGAUCUCAUUACCGAUCGCAACGAUGUACUUUGAUCCCGGAAGUUGCUGUGACCCACCCACAAGCAUCCUGGGCACCACCUUUGGGGAUCUUAAUCCUCAAACCCGGAGGAUCAAUGCAGUAAUCUCUUCCCCCCCAGCAGUCAGUGGCCAAAUUUGGUUAACUGCGGUCGUGGAUGUUCCAGCAGACUCAAUUUCAUCAAAAUUAUAAAAUGUUAUAUCCAAAUUAAAACCAUUCCGAGUAGUAUAUCCUUAAA
Molecule: messenger RNA, 1668 nt
Organism: Drosophila ananassae
Lineage: Eukaryota; Metazoa; Arthropoda; Insecta; Diptera; Drosophilidae
Product: male-specific sperm protein Mst84Dd
Exons: 4
Coding region: 1-150 (49 amino acids)
Source: RefSeq, a predicted model, not a curated record